CAGGCUGUCCCGAUAUCGGCCGUCCGGUUCGUCAUCUCGUUUAGUCGUUGACUAUCGUUCUCUCGUCUUGCUCAGCAUCCCGACUGAUGUUUAGCUCACUGCCAGCGAUUCCGGUGGCAGUGCUCGCGAAAGAAACCGGCGUGAUCGUGUCACACCGGUUUUGCUUCUUUAGGGCACCGUUUAAUCGUGGCAAGGCACGAAGAACAGCAUCUUCGUUCACUCGGAUGCAUCCCGAAGGAGGAAAGUCGAUUUACAGCAGCAGGAUGUUGUUCCUGACGGUGGCGGCAUGCCUUUUCAUCACGGUGCAGGCCGGAUGUCCUAUGAGGCCCACCGCACAACAAUCUUCCAGUAACAGGACCUCCGGCGACGGUGGUUACAGGAUUCUCAUUAGCGGGGAAUCGGACAAGUACAUCCCGCACGCAGUCUACACAAUCAGACUACAAGGCUCGAGGACGCACGAAAGAUUGCAGCAGUUCACGAGAUUCACCCUGUCCGCGCACUCGCAGCAUGCACCCAACAACCCCGCUGCUCGGAUCGGUUACUUCCAAUUAUUCCCGGACUCGUUGACCACCUUCAACGAGGAUUGCGUCAACACCAUCUCCGAGGCGUCGGAUUAUCCGAAAACCGAGGUCCAAGUGAUGUGGAGGGCACCGACGAACGGAUCGGGAUGCGUUAUCUUCACGGCCAUGAUUCUGGAGAAUAACGUGCGAUGGUACGCCGAGGACGAUGCUCUGACCAAAACCUUCUGCGAGGUCGGCCCUAAGGAUGUGGAGGUCCUCGACGUCGACAGGUGCUGCGCCUGCGACGAGGCCAAGUAUUCGCUAACUAUGGAGGGCAUCUGGUCGAACGUGACCCAUCCGAAGGACUUCCCGUUCUCCUUGUGGCUGACCCACUUCAGCGACGUGAUCGGCGCGACCCACGUCCCCGGGUUCUCCUUCUGGGGCAAAGACCACAUCGCGACUGAUGGGUUUCGGCAGCUGGCCGAAUGGGGAUCAGCAUCCGGGGUGGAGGCAGAGCUCAGGGCUAACUCCAACAAGCUGAGGACCCUGAUCAAGUCCGCCGGCCUUUGGUAUCCCAACGUAAACACCAACACUACCACCAGCUUCAGAGUAGACAGAAACCACCCGCUGCUGUCGGUGGCCUCGAUGCUGGGACCGUCUCCGGACUGGGUGGUCGGCGUCAGCAAAUGGAACCUCUGCAGAAAGGACUGCACCUGGACGAAAAGCGAGAUAAUCGACCUCUACCCCUGGGACGCGGGCACCGACAACGGCAUCUCUUACAUGUCUCCCAAUUCCGAAACGAAGCCCCGGGAGAAGAUGAAGCCGAUAACCACCCUGUACCCCGAAGAUCCUAGAUCACCGUUCUACGAUCCGACUGGUAGACCGAUGAUGCCGUUGGCCAGGCUGUACUUGAACAGGGAGAAGCUGGUUUCCAGGAGCUGCAGCGAGGAGAUCCUUCAGCAACAGGUGUCGCAAUUGGAGGUCGCUGAGAACACCGAGGACACCGCCAGGCCUGAAUGUGGGACCACGAAGUACUCGGACUGGUCAACCUGCUCGGUGACCUGCGGCAAGGGACUGAGGAUGAGGACCAGGUCCUAUCUGAUGCCGGAGAAGGCAGCGAUGUUCCAGUGCAACAUGCAACUGGUCUCGAAGGAGAUGUGCGUCGCCUCCAUACCAGAAUGCUCAGGGGAAGAGGAGUCGAUCGAAGAGGGGGUAGUUGCCGUAGACGAUGCGCUCUGCAUGACCACGGAAUGGAGCAAAUGGAGUCCAUGUUCCUCGAGCUGCGGGGUCGGGGUGUCGAUGCGAACUAGAAGAUUCAAGGAUCGCAUGGGUCGCAAGCGAUGUCCGCACGUCUCCAUUGUCGAUAAGAUGAAGUGCAUGAUGCCAGCGUGUGAAGACGGCGAGGGCGAGGAACAAGUUGAUGCCGCGUGCCAGGUAACAGAGUGGUCGAACUGGUCGCCCUGUAGCGUCUCCUGUGGCAAAGGGACAACGUUGAGAAGUAGACUGCUCCUCACUCCGGAUCGUCCCGAGUGCUACGAUAUCCGGUUGACUGAUCGACAAUCUUGCUUGGAGCAGGCUGACUGCACCUUCGACAUGGCCACCGCGAAAGUGGUCUGCAUGGAGGAACCCGAUCCAGGUCCCUGCAGAGGCUACUUCCAAAGAUGGAGCUUCAUUCCUCAGAAACUGAUGUGCGUGCCGUUCGGUUACGGUGGGUGCCGUGGCAACAGGAACAACUUCUUGACUGCCGAGGAUUGCAACAACACUUGCAGCGUCGUGAGAGCGAUCCUCAGCGGAGACUCGGUGAACUUUACCAGUCCUCAACAGUCGCCUGAGUCCGCCGCUCCGGUUGAUUGCCUCGUGUCCAGCUGGUCACCUUGGACCACUUGCAGCGCUUCUUGCGGCACUGGACGCGUCACCAGCUUCCGGACCAUUAAGCAACAGCCGCAGAACGGUGGCCGUCCUUGCCCGAAGAAGCUGCAGCGUCGCUCGCGGUGCCUGCUCGCGCCUUGCGAGUAGCACUCGAAAAUAAACUCGAUCCGGGACCGGCGGAGCUGGAACAGCAAACAGAAGAGACAGGGACCAUGAUCGCGUUUAGGCGGGUGCCGUGGAACACGUUAACGCUUUGACCGUGAUGCCAGCAAUCUUAAACGUUUUAUAAAUACAAGUAUUUUAUUUAACGCGACAGGUUUACGAGCGUCAAGAUGGCGCGAUCCGAAAAUUCGAACUUCCGAAAUCGUAAAAAAUACAUUUUGCGGGGAAGUUAAUCAACAAAUUGGUUUCAUUGGACAUGAAUUUACCGACGAAGGUUAAGAAACAUGUUACAUCUUAAUGUGGAACAAUUUUAAUUUUCCAUGGCUUUAUAAUUUUGAAGUUUUAUUUUAUUUUUCUAGUUCUUAUUUUUUAUUCUUUUUAUCUCUACUAUCUUUUUUAUUUCUCGUACGCACUGGAUAAAACGAUAUUGCAAUGUAAACAAUUUGUUGUACGCCUAGCUAUAAUAUGUACUUUUAAAAUAUCAUAUUUGAUGAUGAAAAUGUUUAAAAAUACAAACAAAUACGUGCUCUUUAUUUUUAUAAAGGAAUAUGAAAUAGCUGCUUUUGCUGGCACGAAAAGCUAGUGUUAAUCGAAUUAGAAUUAAAAAUUAACGCCUAAUAAAAAAGAUAUAAUAGAUUAAUUUAAGUAAGAAUUAAUUUCUGAAUCGCGGCAAACACACAGUUCCGUCACUCGUACACAUGUGUGAACGACGCGACAAUCAAAGUGUUAAAAACCGACAGAGAGAAUCGUCAGCCGUUUUACAUUAUCCGCCUCGAGUGCGAAGAGAUUACGCGAGUUCUUUCUUUCUUCUACGAAUAACAUGAUGGGUAUGAAAUAAACCGAUGUAUCAGAAUAAAUGGUAUUUUAUUAAUGGUCAA
Molecule: messenger RNA, 3409 nt
Organism: Megalopta genalis
Lineage: Eukaryota; Metazoa; Arthropoda; Insecta; Hymenoptera; Halictidae
Gene: fat-spondin
Product: extracellular matrix protein f-spondin
Biological process (GO): cell adhesion
Cellular component (GO): extracellular matrix
Molecular function (GO): serine-type endopeptidase inhibitor activity
Source: RefSeq, a predicted model, not a curated record